GUUGCGUCAUAUUGCACGGAGAAGUAGAAGUUGUUUGUUUAUUGAUGCAUUAUGGCAGAUGUGCCAGAACGGUCUUUAAAUUUCCUGCGCUGUGAGUGACGCAUGUUUGUUGUGACAGGCGUCGCAGGUUCUUAGCUUCUGCGCGGAGUUACGUUCGGCAAUUUGGUGUUUGUCUCAAGGAAUCGAGAGAAAAUUGUUCUGGAUGUUUUGCCUCAGUGUCUUCAUUAUUUUCCAUUAUCUGAUGUCCAUCAUAUCCAUGGUGAAAUAUUAUUCACCACUCUUUCUCGAGGGGAUGAAAUCAGGCAGAAUUAGAUAAGGUCUUGGUUGACGUUUCCGUAAAUAACGUAACUAUCCGGUGAACGGUCCAGACACUUGGAUGAUGUCACCCAGGAUACCGAGCAGCAUACAUAGCACACACCUGUUGGGCAUUUGGAUCGCAAUAGCCAUACAUCAACACGAUAUCGACCUUUUUCGCAAUUGGUAAACAGUCCAUUUUAACACGGACUGAUCGGAAGAGAAGUCCAUUGGAAUGGAAUUUUCUUGAGGACAAAUGUGGUGCAGUACUUCGCACCUCCAUUUUCAGUUAACUUGAAUGGACAGCCUGACGCCAUUAUGCUGCUUGAGAUACUUCUCAUAUUUGGUUUAAGUAUUUGGAAUGGCUCACAUGCACAUUUAGAGCAUCCAGAAUUGUGUGUGGUGAGUUCUUUGGAAACACCGUAUUUCACUCCCUGGCUUGAAACUCCUCGCAAGGCACGUGGCUGUUGGGCGACUCCUCAUGCUUCCAGUGUAGCUGAGGUUCAUGUACUAGUGUUACGAGGUCCACGUGUUUCGCCUUGGGUGAGUCUUGAUGUCCUAGGAUCUGGUUUGAGGAACAGUCUUGUUCUGGUUCUCACAUCAGCCCAUGCUGUUAACUGGAAGAUAACUACAAGGCUUCCCAAUGGAGUUACAGUGCCACAUGUUAUGGUAUCUAAUGGAUCUACACUGGAGUCACACACUGAGCUCAACACUUCACAACACUGGUGGCGAAACAGAAGAGCUCUGCAGAGAUAUUUACACCAUCAGUUUAAGGAUCUAGCUUCCUAUACAGAAGUACAAGGUGCAAACAGAAUUGAGCUUACUGUGGGUUUGUCGUGGCCAGAGGAAUAUUGCGACAUGCAAUCAUUGUCUGAAAGCCGUGUUGUUUCUGCUUCACGGGCUGUACAAAUUAGAACGGAGGGCUGCUUUCACAAAAACUACAUUGGAGACAAUCCCAUGGAUGUAUAUGUGGUGGAAAUGGAUGCUGGUCCAAGAAACAACGGAAGAGAUGAACGUGCAGAUCGAGCUUCACUGCCAGUAGUCCUAGUACAUCUUCAUGAAGGUGGAGAUAGUGGAGAUACACUGCUAACUGAAUUACACAAUCUGACUUUGGUACUGAAGAGCAGCCAGCCUGUUCGAUGGAGAUUUGGUCACACACCUCGUAACACUGGAAAAAUUGUUAUUGUGAGUAAUGAAGGUGAUCAAGUUGAGAAUGAAGAUCAUCCUGGCCUGAGUGUCCGGUGGGAAAGGCUACCUGACAGACUGGAUACUCUUCUUUUGGCUAUCACUAAAGAAUUUGGUGUCCCACCAGUGUUGUAUGCAAGAACUGGAAGGGCAUCUACAUUAAAUCUAAUUGUUGGUACUUGUACCAGUAAUGGUUGUGCUGGUGACUCAAUGAAAGUAAUACCUGUGGCUGAAACCAGUGAUGUGUUUCACCUGGAUGGGUGGAAAGUUACUGAGGAUACUCUUGGUGUAAUGCAACAACAACCUGUGUCCAGUGAUAGGAGUACUGCUCAUAAUUUAAAGACAGACGAAAUCAGAGAAGAAAUUUUGGCACGGUUGAAGAAAGCAAUGAUCGUGAACUGCAGUGAAAAACGUUUCACCAUUACCUUUCCGUUGUCAGUAGUGAAACAGCUUGGUUCCCCGCAACUGAGCUUCAGUGAUCGCAGCUGUAUUGGAGUCCCCAACAGUACGCAUGUGACACUUACCAGUCCUUUAACAUCAUGUGGUAGCACAAGUGCAAUUGACCGUGGCCUCACCGCUUUUUACAAUUAUAUUCAAGUCCAGCCAGCUGGCAUUGAAGAAACAAGUGAAGACAAGGAAUUUUAUGGUGAUUUAGCAGAAAGUGAGGGAAUUCCUAUUGUCUGCAAAAAUCAACCAUACUACAUUGGUGGUAAAGUAGAUGUGUCAGACAGCAGUACAUUUGAUAUGGUGGAACAUAAUGGUGUCAGACACAAAAGUCUUUACAACAUGGACCUGUUCAGAGAUAAGGAGUUAAACCAGCAACUCCAUUUUGAUCCUCUUAAUGUUCAAAUAGAAGAAGUUAGAUAUGGUGAACAAAUUUUUGUGCGGGCUUGGAUGGAAGGAGGUGGGACCAAAGUUCAGCUGGUUACUGAGAACUGUUGGCUGACAAAUUCUUCUGAUCCGAAAAGCAAAAUACAGAAGUUUCUUCUUCGUAAUGCAUGCCCUGUUGACUCGUCAGUCAGCUUACUGCAGCAGCAUGGAAGCUUCAGUUUUAAAACAAGCCCUGAAUAUGUAGAAGUGGGUGUCGUGUAUAUGCACUGUCGUAUUGGUAUGUGCACCUAUUUGGAAUCCCUUACAAAAGGAAACUUGGCAUUGUGUGUCAACAGAACACAGCAUUGCUCAAAGCCAAGGUCCCAGCCACUUGUGAACCAGACGACAGUGUCGACAGCUCAACAGAUAGUUACCCGUGGGCCACUGAAGUUUGUACCCAAUUUUCUGACACAUGUAAAGAGUAUUGCAGCCAUCCCUUCUCCAACUUCUGCUGAAGCAGUGUUCCCACAUGUUGUUGAUAUGAGUACAACUUGUGUGUCCAUACAAGCUACUGUGGGGAUUGCUCUGACAUCUUUUGUGAUUGGUAUUGUACUGAUGAUAAUCAUUUGGUUCAUCCAUGUGAAAACUGAUCCAUUGCGGCAUCACAGAACAAAACAAGUUCAUCAGACUGGAGGAAUAACCACAGGAAAUAUUAGUGCAGGUGGCACUGUUUUCAAUGUACCCCCGAACAGUGUUGGGUCAAGUGCUAAUUUAUGAUAUGUUACAUGUGGUUCUCCAGUAAUGUGGGCACGGUUGUGAGUGAGCAUUGUUGUGACAAGAUGCAGCUUUUAUUAUUGCACCCAGGUUGCAGUUACUGUUGUACGAAAGAAGUGAUUGCAGAUGUGAAUCUAUUCACUUGUGAGCCGUGUUGAAGAAACUGAAAUGUGUAUGAAACCAAGUGUUGAGUUCCUAUUUGAACUGCAGUGUUUAACCUUUAUCAUCUCCACCAUCAGCAACAAAAGUACCGUACGUUAAAGUAUACAUCAUACAGAAGAGAUGAGUUGGCUUCAAAUAAAAAUAAAUGGAUGCACAUCAAAUAAAGACACUCUUAAUGAUUCAGUGGUGCAGUAUCAGUAUGCAUGGUAGUGAUUUUUUUUUUAUUCGCUCUUUGCCUCCAUAUAACACCAUUAGUGUUUCAAAAUGGAACAGAAUCUUCACUUGCUCAAAUCAUUUUUGCAGUUUACUGAUAGAUUUGCUCUAAUAUUAUGAGUAUUUCUAUCACAUGGGAGAGUAACCUUUAACCUGCAAGGCAGAAUUGGAACUAUUUUUAUAUUCUGGGCCUUACUAGAAAACAUUUGUGGAAAAAAGACAUAUUUGCAAAUAAAAGUGAGUUAUGGUGUUGAACUGCAUUUGAAACACGGACAAGUGUGAUCAUUGUUGAUAUUUUUGGUAUUGAUCAAGGUUUUUGCAUAUCGUGUUGCAACAUUCUACCUUGAAGUAGCAACGUGCAUGCAAUCACAGCCCCACUUGGGAGCUGUGUGUUGUCUGUGCCCUGAAUGUGCAUACAACAUGUGUUUCACCUUUUUAAUGUUACAUAGAAUCAAAACACUUUUUCUGAGGAUGUGCGUGUUUUUAGGUAUUUAUUAUGUCAGAUCUGUUAGUAUCACAGUAUAACAUUCACAUGUACAAAAUAAGCAAAUGUCUAUCCUAAUCAACUAAAAUAAAAUUGACGGGUAUUUUUGAGGCCAUAAAUGGCUACACUUGCGUGUAAUCAGAAAUCGUGUCGUCAUGGUUUCUAGUAUUUGAUUUGUUUCUGUAAAGAAAGCUUUAAGAUUUUUCAGUAUCUGACUGUGUUAAUGUUAACUGAAGCAACCUUCACAUUUAGUUUUCUAGUGUGUUUGGUUCUCUUUAAUGUAAUUACACAACUUUGGAGGUUCACUUUACCUGAUAAAGUGUUUAUUUUAUGUUAAUAAAUAUUUGUGUGUGUUUUUGUCAUUUUAUUAGAAAGGGCAACAAACCAAGAAACUGUUGUAGGGUACCUGUCUUUGUAUACAGUUGUUGAAAAUCAUAAUCAGGAAGUACAUUUACCUCAGUUUUGUCAUUUGCUCAAUAUUUAUAUAUGUGCUUACCACGUACUGACACAAACAUUGUGAAUAGUUGUUAAAUCUGAGAUUGCAUGAUGUUCCUAUUCAUUUUAAGUUCCUUAGCAGUAGAUUUUUUUACCCUAACACAAGCUGUCAGUUGAAGAGCUAUGGUAUAUGUAAUGUUAUUAUAUUUAUUGUAUAGUGCAUUUCAUUGACACUGUUUACAUUACUGUAAUACAGGAGUAGUUCAUUUACAUUGUAUUUGUGUACUCAUUUACCACAAUGUGACUUAAGUAAAAUGAUAAUGUUGUUGUGUUGAUAAUUCAGAGUAUGAGAACCAAUGGAAAGCUAUCAAUUUACCAAAAACCUAUGUGCACAACCACAACCAUUUGCUCUCAAAUGAUGAGCUAUAUAUUUUUCCAUUUAUACCACUGUUCAGGAGAGCUCUUUUUUCCUGCAUAUUUUAAAAACAUGGUUCUGUAGCUGCUGACCCAUAUCUGUACAACUUAAAAUGAUGUGGUUGUUGGUUUCUGUUCACUGUAGUUUAUUUAUUAAGUAACAUACUUGAUGCAAGUUACUUAUGUUAUUGUUUCUGUCAUUAUUUUUAAAAUCCUAGAUUGAUGUCAUUAACCAUUUCAUCUAAUCCUAAAUGAUGUCAUGUGAGCAGAACAGUUAGUUUAGACAAGUACUUUAUUUUGCAUAUUACCGUAUUUACUCGAAUCUAAGCCGCACUCGAAAUUAAGCCGCACCUGAAAAAUGA
Messenger RNA from Schistocerca cancellata (South American locust), 5133 nucleotides. RefSeq lists its product as uncharacterized. Lineage: Eukaryota; Metazoa; Arthropoda; Insecta; Orthoptera; Acrididae. Bases 613 to 3066 code for a protein of 817 amino acids. The transcript has 18 exons. The record is from RefSeq and is a predicted model, not a curated record.